AUGCGGAAGGCAGUGGCAAAAGCAAAGCCUGCCGCAAAGCAGCAGCAGCAGCAGAGCAGCAGCGGCAGCAGGGCCAGCAGCAGCAGCGAUAGCUGCAGCGAAGCCAGUGGUGACACUAGCAGAGAACACAACAGCAGCAGCAGCGGCAGCAGCAGCGGCAGUAGCAGCGGCAGCAGCAGCAGCAGCAGUGCCAAGGGAAGCAGCAGCGAAACAGAGUCAUCGGCCGCUCAGCCGCAGCGGGCAUUCGGUGCUCCCGCAGCAGCAGCAACAGCAACAGGAGCAGCAAAGAAGUCAUCUAGCUCCUCCGCCAGCAGCAGCAGCAGCAGCAACAGCAGCACCUCGUCCGAUGAGGAGACACCGCAGUACUGUGUUUGCGCGCCGCAGCAGCCAGCCCCUGCCCGCAGCAGCAACAGCAGCAGCGGCAGCAGCAGCUCUGAAGGGCCGGCGCGGCAGCAGAGCAGCAGCAGCAACAGCAGCAGCGAAAAUAGGCAGCUGCUAACAAUACUCGUGCUGCAGCAGCAAGAACGGAAGCUGACAGAUAAACGCUACGCUGUGGUUGCAGCAGCAAGUCGUCAGGGAGCACCGCAGCAGCAGCGGAAGAAACGAACGACCUGCAGCAGCAACAACAGCAACAGCAGCAGCAACAGCAACAGUAGCAGAGCAGCAGCUACAGCAGCAGCUCGUGAGGAAAUGGUAAACCCUGCAUGUCUGAUAUCUUUUGUAAUUAGGACGAAGGAUUAA
Molecule: messenger RNA, 741 nt
Organism: Eimeria necatrix
Lineage: Eukaryota; Apicomplexa; Conoidasida; Eucoccidiorida; Eimeriidae
Exons: 3
Coding region: 1-741 (246 amino acids)
Source: RefSeq, a predicted model, not a curated record